UAUUUUUAUAUUAUACCCAUAUACUGAGAGAAAAUGACUCGUCUAUUAUGGGAAGUAUUUUGUGCGAACGAGUAAUGAUUCGUAGAACGAAAGAAAAUGGAAGAAAGGAUACAGCAGCUCUCUUUUUAUGUACGCUCUCCAAAACUUCUUUCUUAUCACGGGUCUGUCGGUGUGAACGAUGCCUAACAACGUAUCGUUAUCACGCCGGGCGCACGAAUAGACGAGCGGCGGGAGUAGACGAGGGGAACGAUUGGUCGUCUCCGCGUGGGGGUAAGCGCUGAUUGGUUACCGAGAGUGGGGGUAGCGCUCGUCGAACAGUUCACGUCCGACUGCCGUGAGUUGCGGUCUCGCCAGUACGUUCUACUCCCUUUUUCUCUCUCUCUCUCUCUCUCUCUCGCUCGCACUUCCCUCUCAUCUCUUCAUUCUUACUCUCUCGCGGGUAGAACCGCGUGAUAUUCACCAGCUGGACAAUUCGCGGAUAUCCGCGCGCUCAAGUGCGUAAUAAUGUAUCGCCGUGUCGUUGCGUAAUUCUGUUGCGUGAAAAACGCGUGGUCUUCGUAGCGCGCGCGCUACGCGACCGUGCGUCCUCUCUUGCCUGCGACGUUACGACCGGCAAGUAGUAAACAGGUGACGCCUACGAACGGAGCGGAAUAGUAACAGUGGCGGCGCGCGGCAGCGGCGGCGGCGACGACGGCGGCGGCGCGCGGCGUCGCACCGGCAGCAGUUGACCUUUCAAAACGCAUAGUGCGUCGCGCGCAAAUUGCGCGAAAUAGCAGCGGCAGCUGAUCGACGGUGUUUGGAAUAAAUCACCGCUCCGCAUUACGGUGGACAUCGUUCGGUAUAUUGUGUCAAGGCCAUCGGCGGCGGUGGCGGCGAGUUCGCGCCUCAUGUCACUACGUAUAACGCAUUUCUCUGCGCAAUAUCAGAAGAAGGAUAGACGGAGGGAGAAAAAGAGAAAUCGCGCCUUCGAUUUCUAUGUCGCGAUCAUUGAACGAUUAAACAAUCGCGUUCCUCCAAGACGUGCUGCUUCUAAUCUGUAAGAGCGGAUAUCAAGGCCGGUGUCAACUUCCGGCGAGCAUUUUACAAGCGGCGGGAAGUGUCGCGACAUAGCAGCUCCUCAAUUGCAACGAUCUCGCGCGCACACGCUUGCGCGCGUUCGUCGAAUCGUCAUCCGCUCGCGGAAACUUGGUUGGGUCUGAUAAAAAUCGCACGUAGAUGCUCGUGACAAUCUAGUCUCUGCUUGACAAGUUUCAAUAAAACGACACACUUGUGCACGAAAUCUACAGGGAGUCGAGUUUAUAUGUCGAGGAACGCCGAUGUUUGUCGAUAAAGACGCGGAACGAUAUAUCGCGAUAUAGCGGAGUAACCCGCGGGAAUAACGAAACGUUCAGCGCCGCCGGUCGCCGCUUCACAUCGAUCAAUCGAUCAAGCUCUGGCGACUUCGUCUAACAUUCACCAGAUAGAGGCAAGGCAAGGAUUAUCGACGCGCGCGAAUAAGUUAUCGAGCGACCGCAAUUAAUCACCGGCUAACCGGCUAAUUUUAAUUCGGCCGGCAAACAAGCCGUCGCCGUCGCCGUCGCCGUUGCGAGAUAAGACGACGGGCCACCGACGACGACGUGUCUUCGGAUGCUGCCUGCUGUUGUCCAGUGCAACGAGUGACGCCCGCGGAGACACCUGCUGCGAACUACGACCUAUGCCUACCGGUGCAAACGAGUGAUUAUUGAGUAAAACUGCGGAUAAAGAUAAGUCGCAAUAUCAACCAGUCAUUGUUACAUAAAAAUUGCAAGAUAAUAAUAUCGGCGGGUAAACAAUGGCGAAUUGAAAAGAUUACUACUUGGAAUGGCAAACGAUUACUCGAUCGGCGAACGUACUUUGUACGAGCAGGCGUAUAAAGACACUCUUUUUGUCUUUUAAAAGAUAUACAUACAUGUCAAUAAAUGCACCUCGAAAUGUACAACAUGCAUCAGCAAGCCAGAGUGUGUGGUACGUCAAAUAUGUGGUACGAGCAGCAAGGAACUCUCCUUCCAGGGAUCGGCACAGUCGAACCCCCGCUGUAUCAGUCGCAACAAAAAAAUCUCCAGCCAAGAAUUAGAUCGGUCGAACCCUCGCUGUAUCAUCAUCAGUUGCAGCAACAAACUCAGUUGCAGCAAUCAAGGAUCGGCAUGGACGAAUCCUCGCUGUAUCAGUCGCAGCCAGAAACUCUCCAGCCAAGGAUUGGAUCGGUCGAACCCUCGCUGUAUCAUCAGUUGCAGCAACAAACUCAGUUGCAGCAACAAGCUCAGUUGCAGCAGCAAGCUCAGUUGCAGCAGCAAGCUCAGUUGCAGCAGCAAGCUCAGUUGCAGCAGCAAGCUCAGUUGCAGCAGCAAGCUCAGUUGCAGCAACCAGGAAUCGGUAUGGAUGAAUCCUCGCUGUAUCAGUCGCAGCAAGAAACUGUCCAUCCAGGGAUCAGUACAGAUAAACCCUCGCUAUAUCAGUCGCAGCAACAAAAUCCACAGCCAGGGACGAGUAAAUGCACAUCGUCAAGCAAUAGUUCACGUACGGCGCGGAAUUUGGCAGAAAAGCAACGCCGUGACAUUAUCAACGGACAUAUAGCAAAGAUGGCAUCUCUUGUGCCGAUGAUUGCUAACAGUUCGAGAAAAAUGGACAAAAUAUCUAUCCUGAGAUUAACUGGGGCCCACCUGAGGUCACGUUACACACUCGGAGAUCGCAGCAACAGUAUCCGUCCCCCGAUGUUGAGUCCUGAAUUUGAUCUGGAGCAAUUUCUUCUCAACAGCGUGGUCGACGGCAAAAAUUUCUUCUUCGUAGUCACCACAGCAGGAAAAAUCGUCUAUAUCAGUCGACAAGCGGAGCAAUAUAUCGGUGACCAGAUCGAUUUGCUGGGUCAGUCCAUGUAUGAUUACGUUCAUCCCAACGAUCGUAACGAUCUCAUGCGUAAUCUCACGCCCGAGGGGAUGCAGCCGAUGUCGGCACCGUCGCCGAGGAGCAUCACGUCCGAGUUGACGCACGACAACAAUUCCAACUCCUCCGAGGAUUCCUCGACGACGAAUUCUCGGAAAAACGAGGGGAUUAAAAAUUUUCAGGAGCAGAGGCGCUACUUUACGAUUCGCAUAGCGCAACGUCUCAAAAAUACGAGAAACCCCAAGCGCGACGAUCCACCGACGCGGUACGAGUGCUUCGACAUUUCGGGUCUUUUUAAGCUCGCAGAAGCCUGCAAAAACAUGGACCUUAAAGGGAGAGAGAGAAGAAGCACCAGCAACGACAUCAUUUUCGCCGCCGUAGCAACCCCGUCGAGGAAGCGGCCUAUCACUCAAUUGUCAAUACUGAACGCCACUAAAGACGAGUACAUGACGCGGCAUCUGGUCGACGGGCGUAUCAUUUAUUGCGAUCACAGGGUGUCGUUCGUUGCCGGAUACCUGUCGGAAGAGGUAUCGGGCUUGAACGCAUUUGCUUUCAUGCACAAGGAUGAUUUCAGGUGGACGAUGAUCGGCCUACGGCAAAUGUACGACCAUGGGGAAGCGUUUGGCUCAUCGUGCUACAGGUUACUUACGAAGACCAAUGACUUCAUCUACUUACGAACAGCCGGUUAUUUGGAAUUUGACGAAAAGACGCAAACGGUGGAGUCCUUACUUUGUGUCAACACUCUAGUGUCGGAAGAGGAGGGUAUCCGACUGAUAAAAGAGAUGAAAGAACGGUUCUCUGCGACCUUGUCCUCAACUAGCAGAAAUCUGAUUCGGCCUGUCGAUAUUAACGCCUCGAUUGAACUGCCCCAAAACUCCCAGUCACCGGACGAACCCGAAGGCUGCCGCAGUCUCACCGAAGAACCAGAGCAGCUUGAGAAAGCUGUCAACCAUUUAAUCAGUAAUCUACCUUCGCCGAUAUCGGAGGACAGUUUCUCUCUCUCGCCGCAUCUACGAUAUUGUUUGUCCCCGAUUGCCGCACAAGCUAACAAAAUUGGUGUUGAUAAGAUCGACCGCUGCACCAUUACUCAAGACAAAGGCAAAGUAACUCAGAAACAGAAGCCCAAACAUACGAUCGGAAAAUCGAUUAAUUCCAAUAAUACAGAGCAAAGCCCAAUAUCGGAUUCAGAAAGUGCGACCGGUAAACCUUUGUCAAUGAUGGAAAUGAAUGCUGCCCAGAACAACCACUGCAAUGUCCAGAACACCGAUGUACUGUCUGUAUCUGUACCUGUACAAUCGAAAAUUCUUGUCGAUCAAAAACCUGGUACAAGCUCCUGCGCGCCUCAUAAUCAUACAUCAUGUUUGGACGUUUCUCAAAACGUGAACGUCUUGAACGCUCAGGAAAGCAUGGAUCAAUGUAAUGUGGAUAUGUUGUCGCCGGGCGCUCUGAAUGAAAGCACUACACCUAACAUCAAGAUGGAACGUUCAAUUGUCAUUGAGGAAACGUUCAAUUGUCCGGAAAAGCAGGAACCAAUGUUGCAAUACUUUGAUGACAACCCGAGCAGCAGUGGCGGCAAUUCCAUCGUCUCAUCGGGGAUCGAGAUGCACGAUCGAUGUCCAUUGAAGAGAAUACGUAGCGAUGAAAAUCUAACGAUGUAUAAUAAAAAGAAAUCCAACGAUGUGUAUGCAUCGACAAAUACGAACAACGAACAGCAGCAUGCUUCCUAUUUGAAAUGUAAAUCUUUCACAACUGAAUAUCCGACAUCAACAUUUUCGUUCAAUCAGUACAAUGACGUCAAUUCACAAUCGAUGACGAUCGUGGAGUCGCAUGAAGUCAAAAUCGAUUAUCAACAGUUGGUAGAUCCCGUCGUGCCGCUGGCCACAAAUCACGAUAAGGAGUUUAUCGAGUUGCAAGAUAUGACGGGAGAUACAUUGCUAAGUUCGGAGCUGGAUGCAAAUCCAGAGAUUAUGAGGAAAAUAUUAGACAGUCUGUGUAAUGGAUCUACAAGUUUCGAAAAUGUUAACGAACUAAACCUACAGCAAGUAACACCUAAUGAUCCAAUGAUCAAUAAUGAAUUAAAUCACACACAUUACGAGUUAGCAGACAACAUGGCAUUGAGGGAGUCCAAAAUCAAUGUAUUGGUGCAUGAUCUCCAAACCCCAGCUUUCCAUGGCCAAAGAGAAGUUAGUUGUUCCUUUUCACAGAUACAGGCCGAGCAUAAUAGACAGAAACAAAUACUUAAAACUUUACAAAAGGAUCAUAAAAUUUAUACACAUAAAGUACGAGUGAAAAAACUUGGAAUCUGAGAAACUGAAUGGACCCCCCAGUUACUUCACGAAAGCCGCUUUUAAGAAUGCGAACUUAAUACAUCCCGAAAUUGUUUUAAUUAAUAAGAAAUAAGUUUUAAAAAUGAUCCUUUCCACGAAGAAUUAGAACAAGGUUUUUGGCAUUCGUGCACGCGCAAUUGGCAUAAUACUUCUCGAUUUGUGUAUUAUAUUGUGAUUUCUGGUAUCGUGUUCUAAGAUUACACCGUUUCAGAAUUAUCGAUAUCAUCAAGAUUUUGUGACAAAGAUCUGGGUAGUCAUUAUUAGUGUUGCAAUGAACAGAGAUUUGCAUCAGUGCGGGCGCUGUCUAUAAAACCGCUCAGCUCACGAAGAAGCAAAAGCAUUGCUUAAGUUUACUGGAAGUGAUUUUUCUAUUACUAAAGCAAUUUGUGUGUUUGCUUCGAUCUGCGAUUCCCUCGAUUAGUAGAAAAAGAACGAAUGAAAACAAGCAUUGAAAAAGAAGAAUUUGCUCAAUCAAGUGAUUGAUGCAUAUGAAUGAUUCUUUUUCUUGACUCAACUCUAUGGGAUUAAGGAUUUCAUUGUGCGCUGUCAAAGGUCGCGCGUUUCGCUCACUAACUAAUCGCAAAAAUCGUACCUAAAAACCGCAUUGUAUACUGUUAUUUAAAACGUUGAUACAUGAUAAAUAACAGUCGCUAUUCAGGUAUAUUUCCUGCAGCGAUCGAGUGUUAUGCAGUUGGCAAUUUUCAAAUUUUACGGUGUAGUGAACUUGUAUAUAUGAUUCGAUUUUAAUGUAGCACGGGCCGCGUGCGGCACUUUUCUCGUGCUAACUUGCUCGUCGCAAAUCGGGUCGAGCUUGAAUGCCUACCUCUGCGAUUACGUAUUUGUAUCGGAUGGAUACGAAACCAGUCUUACUUAUUUCUUUAUUAAAUAUUCUAUUGGUUACAAUUAUGAACUUGUAAUACUAAAUGUUAAUAUAUAAUACUCAUAGUGCUGACAUCUUUUUAUAAUGAUAAAACGUUACUAAAAAUGUAAAAAGACAAUGUGGUAAGUUUAACGAAUGAUGUUUUAACUUGUUGCGUCUCGUGUGUAAACUUUAUUGCGUAUUUAUAUGAAAGAAAAUAUUAAAUUUAGCGAUAUGUCUGUAGGGUUACCACACCAGAUUUCUUCCACUUUUGUUGGAGCAGUUUUACAACUACACGUACCUGAAUUUUAUUUGCGUUUAAAUGUUCUGUAAUGUUUUGAAAUUGAAAGUCAAAUUAUUAAAAAAUGAAAACAAAUAUAUAAUUAGUCAUUAAAAAUAAAUCUAACUUUUUAUUUGGUUAUCCCUUUUUUUAUGUCGCCUGCUUUAUGCAUCUGGUUUCAUUUUCUACUUUCAAUAUUUUUAAAAUAUGGUAACCCUAAAUAUAUCUCUAAAUUUUAUUAAGUUUUCGUGAGUGCAAUACAAAACCUCUGAAAAUAUAUUUUAAUUUUGCAACAUAUAGAAACAUCAAACAAAAUAAUAAAAAAAGUGUAAAUUAUACAUUUAAAAUGACUCGUAUUAUUAUUGAAUCAAAUUUCUUAUAAAAACGAAUUGAUUUAUAUAAAAGAGUUUUACUGUAUGCAAAGUUUUAAUGCGUUUAUUUUUAAUAAUUUGCUUAAAUAACUUUUUAUGUCCCACUGGCCUUGCUAUCCAUCCAAUAUCAUGUUACUACGCAAAUAUACAUAUUAAUAACCGAUAUUUUUAUUUCAACGUUGAUUAAUCUCCGCAUUAAUGAAUAAUUGUGUGGAAGUUGGCACGAUUGACAUAUAUGUGUGUGUGUCAAUUAUAGAAUACAUAUUAGCCAAUCGUUGCCAGCGAUUAUUUAUGAUAAUGCGGAUCAGCGAUUAUAAACGUACUGUAUAUCGUCAGUGUUUAAAGUAUAAAAGAUAUUAAUAUAAGAGAGUAACGGAAAUUGUACACUUGUCAACAUAUUCAGCACUGGCACUUAACAGAUCUACAAAUUUAUUUGAAUCCUACAUGUACAGAUAAUGUAAAGGCUGGUCCUGUAAAUAAAGAUGUUAAACAUGAUCUCAGAUUGACAACUGUUCUAAGUGUUUCUUUUCUUCGAACAAGAAUUACUCAUUGAGUAUCUAGAAUGUGAAUGUAUAUCUGUUACUUGCAGUCAUGUGCUGUUCUCUUCAUGUAUUAGGUUGAUAAAAUUCAUUUUUUCUACUGUUACACUAAAGACGAACACGAAUGUUUUGACUAACUUAAUACGUAUAAAUUUUUCAUGUUGAGUUCUGUUAUCGUAUGUCUAUUAUCUUCAUAUAUAAUAUAUAUGAAUAUAUCUUCAUAUGUAAUAUAUAAGUUUUUCAUGCUCCUGCGUUCUGUUAUUGCGUACCUACCUGUGGGACUUGGAAUUUCAUUGUCAUUUGUAAAAAAUAUAAUGUAACAACAUAUAUAUACAUACAUAUAUAUACAUAUAUACGCACAUUAUGUUUAUUGUAAAAAGUUUCGUUAACUCGUUUUUAAUGUUACAUUGGUGUCGAAAUGAGGAAAUUAAGGUCAGUAAAGGCCUCUAUAUAAUUACAAUCGUUACAUGUGUAUAAUGCCAGAAUUGUGAAGUUUAGAGCAGCCUAUUCUCUCUAUUGGCUAUUUAUUGGUGGAAGAACUUGACUAUCCUCACAUACCGAUUACUCGUCAUCGAUAACAACCUACGUUUUAUGCGGAAAUCCACCGCUGAAAAAAAGGAGUAUUUAAUCCUGUAUGUAUGAAAUUCGCAUAAUUAAUGACCGUGCAUAAACCGAGUAUCAAGACGGCACAAGAUGCUAUUGAUACCCGAAUUUCUCUUGCGGUCUUGUAGUACAAAGGACAAAUUUAAACUGUCUGUGUUCAGUGUAUCUCAUCCUUUUCUCUCGAUCUUUCCAACUAACUCUUCAUACUGUCAUUAUUUGUAUCGGUGAUAACUGGUAUUAAUGCGUUGGCUUUGAACAUGUCAGCUUGGUUGUAAGCAUACAAGAUGGGGCGUUUAAAACAAAAUCUGUUUAAAUAUAUUUAUCAAUUACGUAUGAACUUACAAAAAAGUAUAAUAGAAAUUGAUCAAUUUAAAGAUAACUUUUUAUUAUUUUUUCGUAUGUUUACAAUAUUUCUAUUUGAAAUUGUUUAUGAGGAAUACCGUUCAAAAGAAAUUAUUGUUGACAAAAAGUUGUUGAUAAAAAUUGAAUAUCAGAGUCAUUAAUUUUUAUAAAAAAAUGCGUCAUUAUUUGCGAUAAGUUAUGAAAAGGCAACCAAGCUUUACAUUUGUACGACAUAUUGUGCAUUGUAGUCAUAAAAGAAUUCAUCCAGUCAUUGUUACAAAACGGAGUAGAGGCAUCUAAACUUUCCGGGAUGGGAUUAUGUGCAUAAAUUAUGUAUGCAGAAAAUUAGAUUACUUGUAUUACAGUCACACAUGUUAAAAGGUAUUGUUAAAGCAGGAAUUGAGAAAAAAAUGAAUAGAUCCUCUGAACUCCUUUCUUAAGGUAACUAAGAGAGAUAUAUAAAACGAACGGCUGCUCGAUAUUUAUUGGAAAGAAGUGGAUACCAAUGCAACACAGACGGCUCUAUGGUUCAUUAUACGCUAAGAUAAAGUUCAACUUUAUAUACUGCUGUAAAUAUAUAUAUAUUACGUUAUAUUAUAUUUUAUACUCUGCUGAUUGCACAUAAGUGGCUUUUCGAUUUCUUUCUGUAAGAAGCGAGAGCAAAGACGAUUAAGUGUGGUUGUGUACUUUCCUCUCAUUUAUGCCUCCAUACAUAUAUACAUAUAUUAAAUACAGAAUAUGACACGCGUUAAUUUAGUGCCAUUUAAAUCUUCGUAGGAUCAGUUUGAUAAUCCGACUAUUAUUAUUAUUUUUUAAAAACACAAGAAUUUUGAAGAUUUUUAAUUGGGGUGAGAGGUAUUUCUCUCUCCCCCCCCCUCUCUCUCUCUCUCUCUUUUUCUCUCGUAAUCAACAAUGUUAUAAAUUACAUCGAGAGAAUCAAAUGUGCUUUUCUACUUUCUUAAUUUAGACUAGUUUGCAACGAAACUUGUGUCGAGGCAGGAUAUGAAAGAUGUAAAUUGUUCGGUUAUUCGCUCGAUUACAAAGAUGAGUUUGAUAUCAUAUUGCAAAUGCCAGUAAUCAUACUUGCGUUAGGUAUACCGACGCGAGGAUUAAUUAUAAAUUUUCACGACAAUGUGUAUGGCUCAUUGAAUAUUGUUCACACAAUAAUAAACAACACAAUAAAUUGCGUUUUUUGUAAGAUAA
Molecule: messenger RNA, 9422 nt
Organism: Solenopsis invicta (red fire ant)
Lineage: Eukaryota; Metazoa; Arthropoda; Insecta; Hymenoptera; Formicidae
Exons: 14
Coding region: 1938-5204 (1088 amino acids)
Biological process (GO): regulation of transcription by RNA polymerase II
Cellular component (GO): cytoplasm; transcription regulator complex; aryl hydrocarbon receptor complex
Molecular function (GO): RNA polymerase II cis-regulatory region sequence-specific DNA binding; DNA-binding transcription factor activity, RNA polymerase II-specific; protein dimerization activity
Source: RefSeq, a predicted model, not a curated record